GUGCCCUCAAAUAACGCCCUACUCCUGGCUUCAGUAGACUCCACUGCGACUAGGUCCUGAGUACCCCGGAGAGUAGAGAGGCCGCGGGGAAGCAGGUCGCCAGGGGAACAGAGAUGCCCUUGGCCCACACCGCGCCUCCCUCUUGAACUAAGGUGACUCUCCCUGACCGCCUUCCUGUAGUUGAAUCUCAACCACCCGGACUACUAAUAAGAGGAAAACGAAAGGAGAAAAAGGAAGGGAGCAUGGCAACAAGUAUGCUCUAGUAGAUCUAGGCAACGUGGGGAAGAAUGACAAGAAUCAAACUGAAACACUGGAACGCUGCUCAGGGCUCGCUUGCGUUAACACAUUGGCACCAGUCUCGCUGGGCUGUGAAUUAUAUGGAAAUUCCUUGUUUACUAUCCUCGUAGGAGGUCCGUCAUGAUCUCUCGGCUGGCGAACUCCAGGGGUCAGACGCUUACUAGUUAGGGGGGCCAGCCGUCCUACAGGGUGCCCAGCUCGGAAGACUGGCUGGUCUUCCACUUGUCCGCAGCUUCCACCCCGAGGGCCUUGACCCCCCUCAGAUGUGGUGCCGACCAACGGCCGUCCUUCCUUCACUUGACCGAGUCAGAGCUGCAGCCCACAGCAGAAGCUGCAGGGGCUGGGCAGGGCUCCAGGCCGGAGGGGCCGGGAAGCGUGAGCUGCGCUCCGCCGUGCCUGGCACAGAAGCGGAGCAGCGGCUCCUUUGUGGGCUGCCACGUCCCACUCCCCGGCGCACAGCGGGGACGGUGGAUCUGCAGGGUGAUUGAUAAGUGAGAGCGAGUGGCCGCCGGACCCCCCUCCUCCCUCCUGCUCUUUCCCCUCCUCCCUCCCGGCGCCCUCCUCCUUCCUGCCAGAAGCCAGCACGGUGGCGAGCCGUUCAGUGGGAACCUGCCUGCCCUUGGGGGCGCCGCCCGCGCUCGCCACCGUGUCCCGGCCCGCGGGUCGCGGUGCUCCGACGGUGCGCCGGUUCCCGCACCUGCUCGGGUCGCAGAUGCGGUGGGCGCCUCCGGGCGAAGCUGCGGGCGGCGCGCCGGUUGGAUGUUAAACUACCGGUGGACCGCGGAGGAGAGGGGUCCCGUCUUCUCCUGAUGCUUAGAAAAAAAAGUAAAGCAAUUUCUGCUGCGAGCCCAAGGCGGGCGAGCCGCCGAGAUCGCUUCAAGAUACCCCAGGGGAGGAGGAGAUGGGCUGGAUUUAGUAGGACAACUCGGUUACUAAUGACUCCGCGGCUGGCUGCGACCCGCCGGGAAAUCAGGUUUGCCUGUAGGUACCUGAGCUGACACCGACGGUGCCUAAAGAUGCUGAGCGGCGUUUGGUUCCUCAGUGUGUUAACCGUGGCCGGGAUCUUACAGACGGAGAGUCGCAAAACUGCCAAAGACAUUUGCAAGAUCCGCUGCCUGUGCGAAGAGAAGGAAAACGUACUGAAUAUUAACUGCGAAAACAAAGGAUUUACAACUGUUAGCCUGCUCCAACCCCCCCAGUAUCGCAUCUAUCAGCUUUUCCUCAAUGGAAACCUCCUGACCAGACUAUACCCGAACGAAUUCGUCAAUUACUCCAACGCGGUAACACUCCACCUCGGCAACAACGGGCUGCAGGAGAUCCGCGCCGGGGCGUUCAGCGGCCUGAAGACCCUCAAGAGGCUGCAUCUCAACAACAACAAACUCGAGGUGCUGAGGGAGGACACCUUCCUGGGCCUGGAGAGCCUCGAGUACCUCCAGGCUGACUACAAUUACAUCAGUGCCAUCGAGGCAGGGGCCUUCAGCAAACUGAAUAAGCUCAAAGUGCUCAUCCUGAAUGACAACCUUCUGCUGUCGCUGCCCAGCAAUGUGUUCCGCUUUGUCCUGCUGACCCACUUAGACCUGAGGGGGAACAGACUGAAAGUGAUGCCUUUCGCUGGCGUCCUCGAGCACAUUGGAGGGAUCAUGGAGAUUCAGUUGGAGGAAAACCCAUGGAAUUGCACUUGUGACUUACUUCCUCUCAAGGCUUGGCUGGACACCAUCACUGUUUUCGUGGGGGAGAUUGUUUGUGAAACUCCCUUCAGAUUGCACGGGAAAGAUGUGACCCAGCUGACCAGGCAAGACCUCUGUCCCAGAAAAAGUACUGGUGACUCCAGUCAAAGGGGUAGCCAUGCUGACACACACAUCCAAAGGCUGUCACCCACAGUGAAUCCUGCUCUCAACCCAACCAGGGCCCCAAAAGCCAGCCGGCCACCCAAAAUGAGAAAUCGCCCGACUCCCCGGGUCACCGUGUCAAAGGACAGGCAGAGCUUUGGCCCAAUCAUGGUGUACCAGACCAAGUCCCCUGUGCCCCUCACCUGCCCCAGUAACUGUGUCUGCACCUCUCAGAGCUCAGACAAUGGGCUAAAUGUGAACUGCCAGGAAAGGAAGUUCACCAACAUCUCUGACCUGCAGCCCAAACCUACCAGUCCAAAGAAACUCUACCUAACAGGGAACUAUCUCCAAACUGUGUAUAAGAAUGACCUCUUAGAAUACAGCUCUUUGGAUUUGUUGCAUUUAGGAAACAACAGGAUUGCAGUCAUUCAGGAAGGUGCCUUCACAAAUCUGACCAGUUUACGCAGACUUUAUCUGAAUGGCAAUUACCUGGAAGUGCUGUAUCCUUCUAUGUUUGAUGGACUGCAGAGCUUGCAGUAUCUCUAUUUAGAGUAUAAUGUGAUUAAGGAAAUUAAGCCUCUGACCUUUGAUGCUUUGAUUAACCUCCAGCUCCUGUUUCUGAAUAAUAACCUGCUACGGUCCUUACCUGAUAAUAUAUUUGGGGGCACGGCCCUCACCAGGCUGAAUCUGAGAAACAACCAUUUUUCUCACCUGCCUGUGAAAGGGGUUCUGGAUCAGCUUCCUGCUUUUAUUCAGAUAGAUCUGCAAGAGAACCCAUGGGACUGUACCUGUGACAUCAUGGGGCUGAAGGACUGGACAGAACAUGCUAAUUCCCCUGUUAUCAUCAAUGAGGUGACCUGCGAAUCUCCCGCUAAGCACGCAGGGGAGAUACUGAAGUUUCUGGGGAGGGACGCUAUUUGCCCAGACAGUCCAAACUUGUCUGAUGGAACCAUUUUGUCAAUGAAUCACAACACAGACACACCUCGGUUGCUUAGUGUGUCUCCCAGUUCCUAUCCUGAACUACACACUGAAGUUCCACUUUCUGUCUUAAUUUUAGGAUUGCUUGUUGUCUUUAUCUUAUCUGUCUGUUUUGGAGCUGGUUUAUUCGUCUUUGUCCUGAAACGCCGAAAGGGGGUGCCAAGUGUUCCCCGGAGUGCCAACAACUUAGAUGUGAGUUCCUUCCAAUUACAGUAUGGCUCUUACAACACCGAGACUCAGGAUAAGACAGAUGGUCACGUCUAUAACUAUAUCCCCCCACCUGUGGGUCAGAUGUGCCAAAACCCCAUCUACAUGCAGAAGGAAGGAGACCCAGUAGCUUAUUACCGAAACCUGCAAGAAUUUAGCUAUGGCAACCUGGAGGAGAAAAAAGAAGAGCCAGCCACACUUGCUUACACUAUAAGUGCCACCGAAUUGCUAGAAAAGCAGGCCACACCAAGAGAGCCUGAGUUGCUCUACCAGAAUAUUGCCGAGCGAGUCAAGGAACUCCCCAGUGCAGGACUAGUCCAUUAUAACUUUUGUACCUUACCCAAAAGGCAGUUCUCCCCUUCGUAUGAAUCUCGACGCCAAAACCAAGACAGAAUCAAUAAAACCGUUUUAUAUGGAACUCCCAGGAAAUGCUUUGUGGGGCAGUCAAAGCCGGACCACCCUUUACUGCAAGCUAAGCCGCAAUCAGAACCAGACUACCUCGAAGUUCUGGAAAAACAAACUGCAAUCAGUCAGCUGUGAAGGGAAACCAUUUACAACCCUGUGGCAUCAAAGGAUGCUGCUCCAAACUCUUGGAAGCACUGCAUUUGCUUUUGUGUGUGUUUGUGCUCUCCCUUUUCCCAGCGGCCAUGGGGGACUUUGAAAAUGGUGGGGGUAUGGGAUGAAGCAGCGAUACUGCUUUUCCAAGUUUUCCUUUAAGUUAUUUCUCUCUUGCUCCAAACCGCCACCUUUUCUUCCCUUCUCUCCUUAGGAAUCAUCACUGAACGUGAAUGUUUCUACAGUGCAGUUUUUCAUAUAUUGUUUAUGGGUUUGUUUCUUUUCCCUUCUUUUAUUUUUCCAGUGUGGGAAUGGGAAGAGGAGAUGAUAGUGAAUGAAGAAAGAGUAAGCAAAUUUUUCAAAUGAAAAUGAAUAGUGUAUUUUGUAGAAGAUCUCCUAAGAUCUUUUGAGACUAUACAUUCUUUUGUAAAUAAUGAUAUAUGGUAUUUCUGUCUUCAGUUACCGAGUAUAGCCACUAGGCAUCACUUCUUUGUGUUAAAGUGCCUUUGCACUUUAAGUACAUUACUUAAAUGUUGCUUUUAGCUUUGAUAAAUUGAACAUAUUUUAAUGUGUUGUAUUUUUGAAAUUAAGAACACUGUAAAAUAGAUCGAAAUGUCAGCUAUAUUAAGUCAACGUACAGUUUGCUUGAGUUAUAGAAUCCAGCCUGUCAUCAAAUGAUUCUAGUUCUAGGACUUUUGAGAUUUAACUGUAAAAUAUUUCCUUUCCUCUGAAUUUGUUCUAAGUGAUUUUAUUUAAGUCAACUAAAGGGAUUUAACAGUGGGCUAGAGGUAAUAAACCGCCUCAGUUGGGAUUAGUAAUUCAUUAAUAAAAUAUAUUUAACCCAA
This is a messenger RNA of Manis javanica (Malayan pangolin), 4711 nucleotides long. It is a transcript of the gene SLITRK2, whose product is annotated as SLIT and NTRK like family member 2. Lineage: Eukaryota; Metazoa; Chordata; Mammalia; Pholidota; Manidae. Gene Ontology annotation, molecular function: protein binding. Gene Ontology annotation, cellular component: glutamatergic synapse. Gene Ontology annotation, biological process: axonogenesis; positive regulation of synapse assembly. The record is from RefSeq and is a predicted model, not a curated record.